Messenger RNA from Hydra vulgaris (swiftwater hydra), 3375 nucleotides. RefSeq lists its product as uncharacterized. Gene Ontology annotation, molecular function: protein binding. NCBI's taxonomy places the organism in Eukaryota, Metazoa, Cnidaria, Hydrozoa, Anthoathecata, Hydridae. The record is from RefSeq and is a predicted model, not a curated record.
CAUAAAAAAAAUUUCUGGGAUUUUUAUAAAGUCAAAUACUCAUCUAUGUUAUACUUACGAUGCAUUCAUAAUCACUAUCCAUGUUCAAUCUUGCCAGAAACAAACACUGGGAGUUAUGGUGAUUUUCAAUGGAUGUGGAUGAUGCUCUUAAUGAAAAUGAAGUUUUAUUUGAACAAAUAAGUCAUUUGCCAUUUUUUCGGUUUGUUUUUUAAGCAAUGUGCUUGGAAGUUUAGUAUAUGAAGCUUGCAAAGACAAUGUACCUAGCGAAGCAUGCUUCGAUUGUACAGACCCUGUUAUGAAUCAAUUUUGUCAAUCAACAUGCAAUACGUGUGUUAACAUAAAUGGUACAAUUAAAUCUGUUAGUGCAACCAGCAUUCCUUUUGGACAACCUCAAUCUGGCCUAAAAUAUUCAAUGAUUUAUAAUGAUUCUCAAAACUGCUUUUUGGAUGUGCGCUUAAAUGAUAGUAAUAUUUACUGUAAUCCAACCAAUGAGAUUGAAACCGAGUUUUAUCUAGUGAAUGUAACAUCAACAAUAUCUCUGACAUCGACUGGUCAAUUUCAAUUGCUUUCUUCUGUUUCCGCUGGAGCUUCUGUGUAUUCUUUUUGUACAAAAAUAAGAUAUGAAUCGUUUUCUGAAUCGUUAAUUGGUCAAGUUUUUAGUUUUCCUACAAUAAAUUUAUUUUCAUAUAAAGUUAACCUUCCUUUAAACCUAAAUGUUACAAAUUUAGUUUUUUCAUUAGAUAAUUUCGACUGUUUCAAUUUCAGUAGUUUAAGAUUACGUGUCUAUUUGUUAGUGUCUCAAGACAAUUUAUUUAACAAUGUUUUUAUUGAUCUACAAAAUAUGUUGUAUGAUUAUUCAAACUUAUAUCUUUCAAACGAACAAUCUGUAAAUUUUGUUUUGGCUCUUGGUGUUAAUCAAAUUGAUUUGCUGAACCUCUAUAAUUUUGCUUCAAAAAAGUAUUCUGGAUUAGUGAAUUAUAUUGGUAUUGUUGUAAUGCCUGAAAAUAAAUUGCUAGUUGAUUCUUAUUGUAAUGUUAACAAUAGUAAUAUUGAAUUGGAUAUAGCAUAUGGAACAGUUCCAAUGACAACAGUCUCUUUGGAUUGGGCUAUAACUUUUAGUACUGAUAUAAAUUUGUUAUUUAACCAGAGUAUACCGAAUCAUCCAUUGACAUCUGUAUUUACAUAUAAAGUUAAUUUGUUUUCAAAUGUAGAUGUUUCAAGUUUGAAUUUUUCAAUUGAUAAUUCUAAUAAUUGUAAUGUUUAUAAUAACCUUACUAUGACUAUCUAUUUACUUGUGUCUCAAGACAUUCCAAUUAACAGUACAGAUGAAUUGCAAAAGUUGUAUGAUUAUUCAAUGUUGUAUCUUUCAAACAAACCAUUUGUAGAUUUUGUUUUACAGCAAGGAUACAAUAAUAUUGAUUUGAUAAACCUCUUUAAUGAUGCUAAAAACAAUUAUCAUGGAGUAGUGAAUUAUAUUAGUAUUAUUGUAAUAUUUAAAAACAUUUUAAAAAAUGAUGUAUAUUGUGAAGUCAACCAAAAUAAUGUUGCAUUGCUUAUAUCAUUCGGAAAAGAAUUAUUUCAUGGAGCAGUUUCUUUUCAAUCAGCCAAAGAUAACAAGUAUCUUCGUCUUAGUAAUAUGGUUAUUAGACUUGACAAUUUUUUAUCAACAGAUUAUGCUGGUGAUAGAUCAUAUUAUGUCCAUCAAAAGGAUUCAUAUAUUUCUAUACAGUCAGCACAUCCUGCUUAUCUUUUACAUUUUAUUGGAAAAAAUGGUGAUUGUUUCAAAAUAUUGCCAGAUGCAAAUGUUCCAGCUUUUACUCUAGUUGUAACUGGUUUGAUGAUUAAAAACAUUGUAAGCAUCAACAGAUAUUCAGUCAAUGUUACCAUAAACUCUUCCAUUCCAAUUUGGAAUUUAAAAACAGAUUUUGUAAUUAAAUGCAAAGAUUCUAAUGAUGCAGUCAAUUUAUAUCCUGUUACAAACUAUGUAGCUGCUGUGUCUUCACUACAAGCUUAUACUUUGUACAAAUUUUCUGCAGGUGUAAAAAAUGAAUUUGGUUUUUAUGUGUAUGGGCAAGUGCUUUUUUAUCAAAAUGACGAAGAUGUUCCAGGUGGUUGUCCACGUAAUUUUACUGUUGCAACAGUCAACUUUACAAAUCUAAAAUUAUCAUGGGCUGAGGUUGAAAGUUCAUUAAAAAAUGGAAUAAUAGUAAAUUAUAUUUAUUGGUGUAACAGCUCUGAUAAUAGUUUUUCAAAGAAAGUAGACAACACUACUUUUAAUGCAGAAAUUAACAAUCUUAUUCAAUAUCCAGAUUCAAUUUAUAAUUGUUCAGUCGCAGCAUGCACCAAGCUUGGUUGUGGUGUGCAGGCUUUUGCGUUUAAUAUUACAUUAGUCAGAAAUGUUUCCAAAACAUUGUGGAAGGUUUUCAAUGAUGUCACUUUACAAGGACAUUUACUAUUGAUGAAUUUACAGAUUUAUCCAACAUUUAAUGAACCUUUAAAUGCUGAUAUGCAAUUUGAGUUUUUUUUACCCCCAUACUUAAGUUUCACUUCUGCAAGUCUAAUACAGAGUUUCGUUAAAGCAGAUGGCAAUAGAAUAAAAUACUAUUUUACUGGAUUAAUUAAUUCUUCUGAAACAUUCGAUUACAACUUUACUGCUUUAUUCAAUGAUACAAAAUGCCCUUUACCUGGUAUUUUUACAUUAAAUAUUCCUUUGAAGAUAUCAAUUCAAGUGGAAUUAGAUAAACCCAGAGUAUUCUUUAAAGCAUUCAGAAAAGUUGUUGAGUGCUUUGGGUAUCCAUAUAUUCCAAUUUUCAAAGACCAACUAAUUCUUAAAGAAAGCUAUGGCCGUGGUAUUUAUUGGGAUGCAAAAAAUUUAAAUAUUUAUGUCUGCAUGAAUCAACAUUUUCCUAGUGCAAAAGUAGCAUGCUAUGUUUCAAAUGAUGAGGGAGGUUUGUGGUAUGAAUUAGAUGUACGUGUUGGUUCGGUUCUUGGUCACCACUUGUUAACCAAUGAACUGUAUGCAAUCCAUCGUAAUCAAAAAACGUAUAUGAUGUUUCACAACAUCCAUAAGAAAUGGUUAUCAAUAACCAAGCAACAAUUUAUGGACACAGCAUCCAGUUUUAUUGAUCCAUCAAUGCGAAAAAAUUUGGAAGGAGAAUAUAAUCAAGCUUACACAUUAGGACCAAAUAAAUGGUUAGGAAACGCACAAGGUUUAUUUUUUCUUCACAAAAAUGGUACCUGGAUAUUGCGAAUACGGUGGCGUUUUUGAAGAUUGGUUUUUAUGCCGACAAAAGUUUAUACAUAUAUCGAAUCGAAUAUUAAUGAAACAGGAGUCGUGUUUUGCCAUUUUGAUAAGCGUUAUUUUAACUUAUAAAU